GCGGAGACCUACAGGGGCCAAUGCUGAGCCCCAGGAGCGCGGCUGCCGGGGGCGCGCAGGGAGGGCGGGCCGGGAAAGGGGGAGUGUCUGCUCGCCGCUGCUGCCGCYGCCGCCACCGCCACCACCGCCGCCACUACUACGGCUGCCACCGCUGUUGCCUGGGAGUUCGCUGAAGCCCUUUCCUCAGAUCCGGCCGGUUCUGCCCGCCUGGACUCCGGGCCCCACCGACCGGCGCAUUCAUCGCUCUGACGGGUGCARAAGCGGGAGUUGCCUUGGUCUGUGGAGCGGCGGGGCGGCCCCAGCCCCUCUUCCCCUCCCUGACCCCUUCUUGCCAUCGCCCCAAUCAUGGGGAACGCGGCGACCGCCAAGAAAGGCAGCGAGGUGGAAAGCGUGAAGGAAUUUCUAGCCAAAGCCAAAGAAGACUUUCUGAAAAAAUGGGAGAAUCCACCCCCGAAUAAUGCUGGACUCGAGGAUUUUGAAAGGAAAAAAACCCUUGGAACAGGUUCAUUUGGAAGAGUCAUGCUGGUGAAACAUAAAGCCACUGAACAGUAUUAUGCCAUGAAGAUCUUAGAUAAGCAGAAGGUUGUUAAACUGAAGCAAAUAGAGCAUACUUUGAAUGAGAAAAGAAUAUUACAGGCAGUGAAUUUUCCUUUUCUUGUUCGACUGGAGUAUUCUUUCAAGGAUAAUUCUAAUUUAUACAUGGUUAUGGAAUAUGUCCCUGGGGGUGAAAUGUUUUCACAUCUAAGAAGAAUUGGAAGGUUCAGUGAGCCCCAUGCGCGGUUYUAUGCAGCUCAGAUAGUGCUAACAUUUGAGUACCUCCAUUCAUUAGACCUCAUCUACAGAGAUCUAAAACCUGAAAAUCUCUUAAUUGACCAUCAAGGUUAUAUCCAGGUCACAGACUUUGGGUUUGCCAAAAGAGUUAAAGGCAGAACUUGGACAUUAUGUGGUACUCCAGAGUAUUUGGCUCCAGAAAUAAUCCUCAGCAAGGGAUACAAUAAGGCAGUGGAUUGGUGGGCAUUGGGAGUGCUAAUCUAUGAAAUGGCUGCUGGCUACCCACCAUUCUUCGCAGAUCAACCAAUUCAGAUUUAUGAAAAGAUUGUUUCUGGGAAAGUUCGAUUCCCAUCCCACUUCAGUUCUGAUCUCAAGGACCUUCUAAGGAACCUGCUCCAGGUGGAUCUGACAAAGCGAUUUGGAAAUUUAAAAAACGGUGUGAGUGAUAUAAAAACUCACAAGUGGUUUGCCACAACAGAUUGGAUUGCUAUUUACCAGAGGAAGGUUGAAGCUCCAUUCAUACCAAAGUUUAGAGGCUCUGGAGAUACCAGCAACUUUGACGACUAUGAAGAAGAAGAUAUCCGUGUCUCUAUAACAGAAAAAUGUGGAAAGGAMUUUAGUGAAUUUUAGAGAGGAACAGGAAACCGCCAGAGCUUACACUCAAUCUUUACGCUCUGUUGAGAUAUAAGGUGGAGCUGAGACCGUCCUUGUUGAAGCAGUUACCUAUUCCUUCAUUCCAGCRACUGAGUGAGGUCUUUAUUGCCAUCACCCCUGUGUGCUCUCUGCAUCCACCUCUGUAAUAAGGCACCRCUAAGCAAGCAUUGUCUGUGCCAUGACACAGUAGAGACCACUUCCCUACUUUUUGGGUUGUCUUUCUCCCCCUCCUACAUCCAUUUCUUCCUUUUCCUUAGUUUUUCUGUAAACAGUGCUCCAUUUUAUUUUGGUGGUAUCUUAGAUGGGCAGUGUUAUGGUCAUGUGAUAUUUGGAAGAAAGGAUAAGUGUUGCUUUUAGUGGAUUUUGCCAAUAUUUUAUUGGUCAGUGGCUUCAAGACAAACUUUUUAAUAAUUAUUUUUACUUUUAGUAACUUAGACUCAGUUUUGCCAAAACUCCUAACUUUUUUGAGGAUUGAAUGCCUUAUCACCAAAGGAGAUUACACAAAUUGAGACAAAAAUUUCUUGGAAUUCAUUAUUCUGGCAAUGAAUUUAGAAUAGCUUGACAGAGCAAUUUAGAUUCCYGGAUUCCUAUAGAACUUCCUAAAACCCGAGGUUCUUUUUCCCUUCACUUUCUCUCCUUAAGAAAUUAAAUGACAGUCUGUAUAGCAUGACAGAUGUGUCUCAUUCCGCAAGAAAAAAAUAAAAGAGAUGGAUCAUGGCCCAGACUUUCUUACUUGAUACCAACAGUUCUGUAGGUAUUAGAGAAGAGUUCUAAGGUUUCUAAACCUUAACUUUCCCAUAAGGGUURAAGCCAGUAUUUUAACAGAAUGUGAUUAAUACAGGUGGCAAAUUUAAAUUUUCAGUCUUCACUAUAAACCUUUUAAAGGAAAAGAAGCAAACUAAAAAAGUAUUGGUUUGGAUGAAUACUUUGCUAAGUCAAACAAAUGGCUUAAUUCUUGAAAACAAUAUAUAUUCCUAUUUAAGUGAGGUUUUUUUUUCUUUGUUUUGCUUUAUAUUAAGAACAAAAGAAAUUGUUAUCUGCUUAUUGUUCUGGUGUACUGUAUUUUUAAGCCUAAGGUAGGGGCACUGUUGCAACUUCUGCUUUCAUCCCAUGCCUCAGCAAUGAGGAAAGGGGACAAAAUUCAUAAAAUUGCCACAUUUGUAUUUUAAUUUUGGGGUGUGAUAUUUUUAGAUGUUGUAAUUUCUAACCUUUUCUCUUGGUAAAGAGAUUAUAUGAUCAUGCAGAUACAAUUUAAGUAUUUGAGUUUAGUUAUUUUUUAUACUUUUUGCCAACUGACUUAAUGUUGCUGUCAUAUGGAAAUUUAAAGCACUUUUGCACAUUUAGUUCAGUGUUUGUUGAGAAUCCAUGGCUUAACUCAAUUUUUUUUUUACUAUAUUUCUUCUUUCCUUUUAAUUUUCCCUAUCUGGUUUUUAUCUCUGUGUCUCAGUGACCUAUCUUAAAACAAUACACCAAAAUCGCUUAAACUUUGUUCAUUUUUUUAAUGAUCAAUUUAUGUGCAUAAAGAUGAACUGUUUAUAGUGCAACUGAUCUUCUUGUAUAUUACUGUUCUAUUUGCUUCUUUAUUGGUGCAAGUAGGUCACUGACACCACAUCUCAUCUAUACUGCCCCUUAUAAAACCUUUGAAGACAGUGAAUAAUACUGUCUGAAAUGUUCUGUCCACCAAUCUGUAUGUCCUUUCAGUGUCAAGUGUUUCUGCAUGGUAAUGUCACAUAAGGCUGAUGCUGAUUUCAGUUGGUUCACCUAUAUUUAAAUGUGCAAGUAAAAUUUGAAACACUUUGCCAUAGCAAGUUUUAUGUAACAAAGAUAUAUCAUCAUGUUAAUAGAUUUAAAACAUCAUUUGUAUAAAAUAUUUUAAUUAAUUUUUUUUUUGUAUUUCAUUUAGAACCAAGAACAUGCUGGUCAUUGCAUUCUAUAUAUAUAUGCUACAAAUUCUAUGGUAGCUUUGUUGUAUAUUAUUGUAAAAUUAUUUCAAUAAAUCAUGGGGAUGAUGCUUUGAUUAUUACAAUUUAGUUUUCAGUAAUCGAAAAAUUUCUAUAAAUUCAAAAAAUAUUUUUUUCUAUGAAAUUACUAGUGUCCAACUAUAGAAUCUACCCAAGUAGACGACCCCUAGGUGUACAUUGGUUUCUGAGGGCUAUUCUGCCAUUCCAUUUUACUAUUUGAAAAAUAUGAGCAAACUGUCAAAUGUCAUGGGAGUCUAUUUCUGAUCAAUCAAGUACACUAAAUUAAAAUAUUUUUAAAGUAUAUGAAGUUCUCAGUUUCAGCCACAGUAUAGCCAAGAACAAGAUUAAAAACUUGAAUUUUAAAAAGUGGCAAAAAAUAGUAAUAAUCUCAAAUUACAUUAUGUGAAACAGUUAUGUUUUUGCCCAAUAAAUAAUUGAGAUAGCAUUGUAUGGGAAGGAGUCCUAGAGUGAAGGUCAAGACAUCCGAGUUUAAAGCCAGAAAACUAUCAGAAUGACCCUGGCUUCCAUUCUCCUACCUGUAGAAUAGAAGGAUUAGAUUAGGCAUUUUCUGAGGUCCCUUCUAACUUUCCUGUGUUAUGACAAGAUUUUCCCUCUUCUCUUCUCUUCUCUUCUCUUCUCUUCUCUUCUCUUCUCUUCUCUUCUCUUCCCUUCUCUCUCCUCUCUCUAUCUCUUGUUUUCUGAUAUUUUGAAGGGAUAUCAUGCUUUCAAAUAAGUCUCAGUCAUGUGAUGUACUUUUGGGCAUCUUUCUUCUUAUCUCUGACAGUGUUCUUACAAUUAUUUGAAUAUCUUGAGAACCUUGUGUAUGUCCUGAUUCCUUACUCAUUCACUGAUGCUAAAUACACAGUUGCUAUCAAACUGUCAACCUACCAAAAAAAAAAAAAAAAUACUGUGGCUUUUGGGUAUCGCUGUCUUGUUCUUGGUAUGUUCUUGUACUGACUGCCCACUGGCCUGGAAAUAUUCAUUUUAGGCCUGGAAAAAAUCAUUUUUCUUUCCCACUAAUUGUUUUUUCUGCUUGUGUAAGAAUCAAAUGAAAUAAUGUGUGUGAAAGCACCUUGUAAACUGUAAGCUAUCAAUGUAAAAUGUAAAAGUGUAUUGUUACUUCAUUAAUUACUUCUUUGUUUAGAAUGGAAUUUCCUGUCACUACCAUAGCUAGGAAAUGCUGAAAACAACCGUGUUUUUUAAUUAAUCAAUAAC
Molecule: messenger RNA, 4601 nt
Organism: Urocitellus parryii (Arctic ground squirrel)
Lineage: Eukaryota; Metazoa; Chordata; Mammalia; Rodentia; Sciuridae
Gene: Prkacb
Product: protein kinase cAMP-activated catalytic subunit beta
Biological process (GO): protein phosphorylation
Cellular component (GO): nucleus; cAMP-dependent protein kinase complex; cytosol
Molecular function (GO): cAMP-dependent protein kinase activity; ATP binding
Source: RefSeq, a predicted model, not a curated record